This is a messenger RNA of Dreissena polymorpha, 691 nucleotides long. Its product is annotated as putative nuclease HARBI1. The transcript is spliced from 4 exons. Bases 239 to 691 code for a protein of 150 amino acids. NCBI's taxonomy places the organism in Eukaryota, Metazoa, Mollusca, Bivalvia, Myida, Dreissenidae. The record is from RefSeq and is a predicted model, not a curated record.
ACUUUUAUUGUUGGAUAACUUUUUACUAGCUUAUAACGUGCUAGUUACUUUGAGAUACCUUGCGAAAGGCGAUUUCUACAGUGAAGUCGGGGAUCUACAUGGGAUCAGCAGGAGUUCCGUGUCGAGAUCGAUUACUGUGGUGGUGGCAGCGCUUGAAAAAAAAUUGGACACAAUCCAUUUUCCAAUAACAGCUGAAGACCUCAGAAGAGUCAAAACUGGUUUUUUUAGGCUGGGAAAAAUGCCAAAUGUUAUUGGUGCUGUUGAUGGAACCUUAAUACCCAUAAUUGCACCAAGUGAGGCGGAGGAGGUGUAUGUAUGCCGGAAGGGCUACCAUGCUAUAAAUGUUCAAGCGGUCGUGGACCAUGAAAUGAGAUUCACUGAUGUUGUUGCCCAAUGGCCAGGUUCAGUUCAUGACAGCACAAUCAUGGAAAACUGUGCCUUGAAGCAGUGGCUGACAACUACUAACAACAACUGGCUGUUGGGCGACAGUGGUUAUGGUUUAAAACCGUAUCUACUUACACCAAUUGGUACACCAAGUACACCAUCAGAGGUUCUUUACAACAAUGCCCAUGUUAAAACCAGACUAGUGGUGGAGAGGGCAUUUGGGAUAUUGAAAUCCAGGUUUAGGCAAGUAUAUGUACACUUAAAUAAAUGUUACAGGAAAUUCAAACAAUUGUUAGACAGUUAUUAA